AUGUCCAACAAGAGCAAGGGGUCUCGGUACGAAUACCCUACAAUGCCCAGUUUCUUAUACCCGUUAUUGAUCUCCAGGCAGUCCAUUAUACUACGGCCCAUCCAGGCUGCUACGUCGAAGUCCGCUCAACGGUCAUAUAUAAGCGUAUUUCUCUUCACCUGUGCCACCUUUGCUCUAUUUGGUAUAUCUACCAUAGCAUACUGGGUGUUUUACUACAACUAUGUACCCCAAAUUAGCCUUGAACGGCAAAUCCACCUUCAAUAUGAUACGAGCUUUCCAUAUGGUACGGCGGUUUUGGGGUCACGCAUGGUUCCACUUCAAAAGUACGACGUCAAGGUGAUAUUACAGCUCCCUUCUACUCCUGCCAAUCGUGCUGCAGGUAAUUUUAUGCUUGAUCUUGCCUUUCUCAGAGAGCCUGAUGAUUUAGCUGGAUCCAUUGCAAAUGCAUCUGAGAACGUGCUGCUGCGAUCACGCCGCUCGGCCAUGCUGACCUACACAUCUCCCAUGGUAGAUACAGCUCGACAGCUAUGGAGACUUCCACUCUAUAUUCUCGGGCUAAAACGAGAAGCAGAGGUGCUUAGUAUUGGAAUGAUGGAACGGGUUCAGUUCCACAAAGGAAAAGGACAAGUACCAAGGGGUCUCAGGCUAGAGAUUCAAAGCAACGAACGGAUUCAAGUGUAUAAAGCAAGAGUGAGAAUAGACGCGAGAUUUACUGGCCUACGGUGGAUUAUGUAUAACUGGAGAACUCUCUCGUUCCUGACCUUUGGUUCUAUGUUUUGGCUCAUUUCUACAUCAGUUGCCACUGGAGUCUGGCUUGCCCUCUCAAGCCGGUCUUCGGGGAAUGAGAGGAUGGUCGUUAAGAAAGAGGAGGAUGUCGACUCCGACGAUGGGUUUAAAGACAGCUCAGAGCCAUCUACAGCUAUGCAAGAGGGUGUUGCCGCAAGGCUGUCUCCCGAUAUCAAGGCUGAGGAAGAGGAUGAGCCGUCAGCAUAUGGCUCAAACGAGGAUAACGGGCCAGAUGAAGAUCAAGGAAGCGAGUUGAGCGGGAUCUAG
Molecule: messenger RNA, 1053 nt
Organism: Trichophyton benhamiae CBS 112371
Lineage: Eukaryota; Fungi; Ascomycota; Eurotiomycetes; Onygenales; Arthrodermataceae
Exons: 3
Coding region: 1-1053 (350 amino acids)
Biological process (GO): lipid storage; lipid droplet organization
Cellular component (GO): endoplasmic reticulum membrane
Source: RefSeq, a predicted model, not a curated record